This is a messenger RNA of Halichondria panicea, 2825 nucleotides long. Its product is annotated as serine/threonine-protein kinase TNNI3K-like. The transcript has 4 exons. Lineage: Eukaryota; Metazoa; Porifera; Demospongiae; Suberitida; Halichondriidae. Bases 44 to 1219 code for a protein of 391 amino acids. Gene Ontology annotation, molecular function: protein serine/threonine kinase activity; ATP binding; protein binding. The record is from RefSeq and is a predicted model, not a curated record. Gene Ontology annotation, biological process: protein phosphorylation.
AUGCCAUUUUUCAUCAAGCACCGCCCUUCCUAGAUCCUGCAAGAUGGCUGAAAUGUCUGAAGUGGAUCUGGAUGCUCUAGUGGUCCAGGUGGAGGGACUGGGCCUGGAAGAAAACAAAGUGGGCUCUGGGGCCUAUGGAAUAGUCUUCAAAGUCACAGUCAAAGGAAAAAAGUGCAUUGCAAAGAAACUUCAUAACAUCUUGCUCCAAGCUGACAACUACUACCCUCAUGCCCCCACUCAGCAGAGGGAGUUCAUUGUGAGAAAAUUCCGCAACGAGUGUUGCAUUCUGAAGAGUUUGGAUGAUCCCAACGUGGUCAGUUUUGAAGGAAUCCAUUACGGCCAUGACAAGAACGACAUCAGUCUGAUAAUGGAGAGGCUUCAUUCUGACCUGGCCGACUUUGUCAAGAAGAAUCCCAGCACAAACCUUGCCACUAGAAUCCACAUUCUGUACGAUGUAUCUAAGGGCCUUCGCUACCUUCACUCUCUGACCCCUCCCCUCAUCCACCGAGAUCUCACUGCUCCCAACAUCCUGCUCACUGAGGACCUCACUGCCAAGAUCGGAGACCUGGGCGUGUCCAGGUAUGUGGAUCCAACAGUGCCCACCAUCUUGUCCACUAAUCCGGGACACCUCUUCUACAUGUCUCCGGAAAGCCAGGAAGAGAAUCCCGUUUACACCACCAAGCUGGACAUCUUCUCUUUCGGCAAUCUCAUCAUCCACACCGUCAUCGGGGACUUGCCUAAGGUGUACAGAAUUUCAGCCAGUGAUCCAAACAAGACACAAUACGAACGUGAGGGGAAGAUGGAGCUGAUGAGACGAAACACAUCUGUCAAUGUUCAAAUGGGGGAGAACCACGCCCUUUAUCCUCUCGCUGUUUGUUGCCUCCACGACCGGCCUGAGCAGAGACCAGCAGUAGAGGAAGUGAGCAGCUCACUCAGAGAGCUGUGUCACAGGCACCCCAGAAUGUCACUCCUGGAAGCGUGCAAGGCUGGUAAUGUGGGUGUGGUUCAGGAGCUACUGGACGGUGGGGCUGAUCCCAACCAGGCUGAUGAGAAUAACGCAACUGUUGUUUGCUGGGCCAGUAACAAUGGACAUGAUGAGGUGGUGAGGGUCCUUAUUCGAGCUGGAGCUAAUUUCAACACUCUAGACAAGUGGAGACAGUCCCCUCUCUGGUUAGCCAAUUUAUAUGGUCACCAGAAGUGUGUGCAGCUUUUACUUUAAGCUAGGGCCAUUGUUGAUGUACAAAAAGAGGUGAGUGUACGAGUCAGUGUAGUUGUAUCUAAACAACCAUAAGCUAUAGUAACUGCCAUCGUAGCCGUGCAUGUUAUAACUUCACCUUUGUACUCAGGUAGGUUAAGGACUGGGACCAACUGGGACCAGCAAUUAUUGCUGAAUCAGCUAAAACGCAGCCACGCCCACGAUUUUUAAUAUGUUUUGUGUGUAAAAAAUUAGUUUAGCUACUUAUCUUUUUUAGUUCUAAUUCCGGAGGUCUAAACCUUCCUUUCAGCUCUAAAUUUUUAGUGUAGUAGGUAGUUCAAAGGUUUGUGCAGACUAUUCAAUCGGGAGGGAGCUGUUCAUUCAGCCAAAGGUGAGAUUUUGCAAAAAACGUAGUUUUCUAGCUGUUAAUUUUAAAUGUAAAAGCUAAUAACUUACUUUGCAUAGAGUACCAUGCUUCCUCCCAAUUGAAUAGUCUGCACAAACCUUUGAACUACCUACUACACUAAAAAUGUUGAGCUUAAAGGAAGGUUUAGACCUCCGGAAUUAGAACUAAAAAAGAUAAGUAGCUAAACUAAUUUUUUACACACAAAACAUAUUAAAAAUCGUGGGCGUGGCUGCGUUUUAGCUGAUUCAGCAAUAAUUGCUGGUCCCAGUCCUUAACCUACCUGAGUAUGUUGGAUUGUGAUCAGUUGGCUGAUGUAAUCGAGUGAAAUGUAUUGGUUGUGUUUAUGUUACUUUACUUCAUGAGUUCAGUCUGCAUUGUACUAUGACCGCGACAUUUUCGAGGCACUUAAUUUUCGUGGAAAGCGCCUCUAAAAGCAUUUCGUGUUGUGCUGUUUGGUCAAAUAACGUUGAAUCUUCCGUUAACUAAGUAUUUUGUUCUUUUCAUGGAGGAUUCUCGAAAAUAGUGAAAAUUAAGCGUCUCGAAAGUUAUGCACUAUACGAUAUUGAUCGGUGGACUGCGUGGAGUCGUUCAAUUGACUCAAUUGACUCAAUUAAACCAUAGAUUGAAGAAGGAGAGGGAUUGGUGCUCAACACUCGGGAAACAAUGUUCCAUCAAUUAUGAUCACUACAAGAUAUUCAGAGCCCCCCAAAACGUUGUUUUCAUGUCCCUUAACAGGGUUUCAUACAGAGGGGGGGGGGGGCCCUGGGAUUUCCUAUCCCCAGCCAAAUUCCCUCCCCCCCCUAGAAAUCUGAAAAUUAAUGAUGUCAUAAUAAAAAUGUAUGACUUUUCUCCUUAAAAUGUCUACAAUCUCAUCAAUAAAACUAUAGACUAGUAAAUAGUAAUGUAUGUUUUGAAGCACUCAAAAAACCCAAAUUGCACCUCAGAUAAAAAAUUUUCCGGGAGAGGACCCUCCAACCUCCCUCAAUUAAACGUUUCCCCCUCCCAGCUAAACAUCCUGUAUGAAACCCUGCUUAAUGGUGAGCAUCAGUUGGAUUGGAAAAGAAUUUUGACUUUUGUGAAGAUAGCUAGAGGUACAAAACGUUCUUUUGUCACGCUAUGAGAUCUUUAUGUACCUAGAACGCUUUAAGACUGUGCAACUCAUCGAUGUACUACUUCAAUCUAUGAUUAAACUGUCAGUUUAAGAUUCCAAAAUUGAUUUAAAUA